AUGAGUUAUUCUUUAUAUUUAGUUGCUGUUGUCAUUGCUUUUAUAAUAUGUUAUGCUCCAUUUCAUGUACAACGUCUAAUUACAAGUAGUUCCAAUGUUCAUCUCUUUUCAUUAAGUCAACAACGUGCAAUAACAAUAUUUUAUUUCAUUAGUGGUAUUUUCUAUUAUCUUGGUUCAACAAUAAAUCCAAUUUUUUAUCAUUUAUUUUCUCAUAAAUAUCGUGAAGCAUGGAUACGUACAAUGAAACGAAUUGUUUAUUGUCAACGACACCAUCAUCACCACCAUCACCAUCAUUACCAUCAUCAUCAUCAUCAUCAUCGUCAAUACAGUCAAAAUAAUAAUGAUCAUUUUCAUAAAACAUGUAAAUCCUCUACAGUAGCACGUCUGGUUGUAUGCACAAAUAUACCUCGACCAUCAUUAAAUAAAACAUCAAGAACACUAGAAACAAUCUAUGGAUCAUCGAAUAAAUAUAAAACUAGUAUUGAUAUGAAUUGUAAUAAACAGCAUGUUUUACGACUAUCAUUACCUACAUUUAAUACUGAACGAAUACGAUUAUGA
This is a messenger RNA of Rotaria sp. Silwood1, 558 nucleotides long. The record is from the annotation of a GenBank genome assembly. NCBI's taxonomy places the organism in Eukaryota, Metazoa, Rotifera, Eurotatoria, Philodinida, Philodinidae.